AUGAGCGAAGCAAAAGUGACGCCUGAAGAGAGCCAAGAAAAAGCAAACAGUGGAGAGAAUGAAGAGAAAAAGGUGAAAUUCAACAUUAUUAAGCAUAUCAGUACAGCUAUACUAAAUGGAGACAACUUUGCAAACAUUUUGGUCCCCGGAUCGGUUAUCACCGUUCCUAUACUCGUUGUUGAACUUUUCUACUACUUGAAAGCGAUGUGCGAGGAAAUUAGCUACGAUGAAAUCUACAUGCCCGGCGAGUUCGAAAGAGACACAGACGGUGCGAGUUCACGUCGACAGGCUACAAGCGUCACGGAAAACGUGAAGAAAGAGGAAGGCGGAGAUAGCAGUGCAGCAGUGGACGCCGCAAAGAGCAAGCCAUCUGCAUCGCAUCCGCCUAAUGAGAUAGUCGAAGAUGUGAUGCGUCAUGUGGAGACAGAUCCCCACGCAGAUCGCGCCGUAAGCGCAGACGCAGCCCAGCCAGAAAACGUGCUCGAAGUUCGAGCUCGUCAAGUCGAGGAACUUAUUGACGGAUUGUGCUUUACUCCUGAGGAUGAAUGCCCAUAUUCAUGUAAAAAAUGUCAUCGUGGUUUCUAUACAAUAAAGGAAUUGGCUGAGCAUGAGAUUAGAGCACAUGACAUGAAUGAAGAUAUCCUAAUGCGGUUUCCGUCACUAAACUAG
Molecule: messenger RNA, 669 nt
Organism: Ostertagia ostertagi
Lineage: Eukaryota; Metazoa; Nematoda; Chromadorea; Rhabditida; Trichostrongylidae
Source: the annotation of a GenBank genome assembly